ACACAUGGACGCCACUGUGCGGGUUGCGGGGAAACGAUUCAAGACACCAUCAAUGUGAAGGUUCUGCAAGGAACUUGGCACAAUGCCUGUUUUCAGUAAGUCAUACUUUUUAAAUGUGGAUUUCAGUUAUAUUCACUGUUUAAUUUAUUUAAUUGACAAUUUAUUGUAGGAAUCACUUACUGUCUGCACAAGGCAUGUGAACUGCUUUGACAUUAAAUAAGUAGCAUUGAAGUCAAUAGAGACAAUGGACAGUUUUGCUGGUCAACAUACAGCUUUUGACAAUUUCAGGUAUUCUUUGGGGACAAAUACUGUAUGCACAUGCUAAGAAAUUGACUUGUGGGUAGUCCUAGAGAAUUCUACCUGUCCUGUGGAAUGUUUAAGCAUAAAUUUGGGCAGGAAUGUCUCUGUUCAGUGUUCAAACUAUUCUACAGUGAGGCAGAACUCCAUUACAGUACAUAUUGAAAAUCCAGUCAGUCACUCAAAUCCCAUUUGCAGAUACCACCAUUCUACUUUUUUUUCUUCAAACCAUUGUAGUUAGAAGUUAGUACAACAAGUUAACAACUUUGAGGUAGUAGAUGUUUGUCAUCCUUUUGCCUAUUAAAGGUGGAAAAUAAUAGACAUGAGGCAUCACUCGCACUUGAAUUAGCAUGGGUCACAGGGACACAGUGGGAGGAGGAUCCCACCAGCUCUCUCUCCGGCCUUGAGGACUUUGGCCCUGGCAGUUUCUCUUCGUCCUGUGGCUUAGUCAUUGUCAGGAUUGAGACUAUCUGGCAUUCUCCGGUCACUGGCCCCCAGUGAGAACCGUCUAGACUUGGGCUGAACAGAGGUCAAUAGUAUAGGACCUAUGUACAGACGCUUAAACAAAAACAAUUUUUAGCUCCCAAAGCUCUCUUUGUGAAAUACGAUCACUCAGGUUUGACUUUCCUUGAAGAGAAUAUAUGGAUAUGAUGAUGGCGCUUUAGUUAGAUAAGCAGUCCAAGAAUGGACCGGUCAUGGUCUAGAUGACAAUGUGCCCCACAGGGUUUUUGUGGAAGGGGAAGCUGGGAUUGAGGGUCGAGUCAUGGCAGCUCUGUUAAUAUAAUGAGGAGAAGGAGUGUAUUUCUCACACUCACUGUGCCCAUCCAGCACACAACGUUACGUAACAUGAAUGAAAGAAUAGAACUGAUGAAUAGUUUAAUGGAACUGAAUAGAGUAGAGCUAUUUUUCUAGAGCUCUGAAUUCCCCCUGAAUAUAAUACGUUAAUCUAUACGUUAAUCUAUUUUUUUAAAUUAAAAUGUAACUUAAGAUAAAGGAAUAAAGCCUAAGAUGAGGUGAAUUUGGCAUCCUAUCAUUUCCGAGUACGUCUCCCUUGAGUGGAAGGGGCUUGACAUCUGAGUGUUCCUUAGCCCAAGUACUCAAAUUUCAAACAAAGCUUUUCAGCUACACCAUUUCCUUAUAGAACCCAAGAUUUGGGUCUCUUUCUCUAUUUCUAUAAUUGGCUCUUUUAUAUCACCACUGAACCUUGUGUCAGUUCAAAAGCCAAGUCCUUGAUACAGCUGUGCAGUUCUCACUCUCUCGCUGUCUGUCUGUCUCUGGGCAUUUCCAUGUAAAAAGCCCCAUGAGCACUUAACAUAUGAAGUUCAUAGGAGCACAUCCAAUUUGGUGAAUAAUGAAAGCUAAGAGUCUAUAUUUUUCUUAAAUUAAGGCAUAUACAGUGGCUUGCGAAAGUAUUCACCCCCCUUGGCAUUUUUCCUAUUUUGUUGCCUUACAAUCUGGAAUUAAAAUUGAUUUUAUGGGGGGUUUGUAUCAUUUGAUUUACACAACAUGCCUACCACUUUGAAGAUGCAAAAUAUGUUUUAUUGUGAAACAAACAAGAAAUAAGACAAAAAAAACAGAACUUGAGCGUGCAUAACUAUUCACCCCCCCCCCCCCAAAGUCAAUACUUUGUAGAGCUACCUUUUGCAGCAAUUACAGCUGCAAGUUUCUUGAGGUAUGUCUCUAUAAGCUUGGCACAUCUAGCCACUGGGAUUUUUGUCCAUUCUUCAAGGAAAAACUGCUCCAGCUCCUUCAAGUUGGAUGGUUCCGCUGGUGUACAGCAAUCUUUAAGUCAUACCACAUAUUCUCAAUUGGAUUGAGGUCUGGGCUUUGACUAGGCCAUUCCAAUACAUUUAAAUGUUUCCCCUUAAACCACUUGAGUGUUGCUUUAGCAGUAUGCCUAGGGUCAUUGUCCUGCUGGAAGGUGAACCUCCGUCCCAGUCUCAAAUCUUUGGAAGACUGAAACAGGUUUCCCUCAAGAAUUUCCCUGUAUUUAGCACCAUCCAUCAUUCCUUCCAUUCUGACCAGUUUCCCAGUCCCUGCCGAUGAAAAACAUCCCCACAGCAUGAUGCUGCCACCACCAUGCUUCACUGUGGGGAUGGUGUUCUCGGGGUGAUGAGAGGUGUUGGGUUUGCACCAGACAUAGCGUUUUCCUUGAUGGCCAAAAAGCUCAAUUUUAGUCUCAUCUGACCAGAGCACCUUCUUCCAUAUGUUUGGGGAGUCUCCCACAUGGCUUUUGGUGAACACCAAACGUGUUUGCUUAUUUUUUUCUUUAAGCAAUGGCUUUUAUCUGACCACUCUUCCGUAAAGCCCAGCUCUGUGGAGUGUAUGACUUAAAGUGGUCCUAUGGACAGAUACUCCAAUCUCCACUGUGGAGCUUUGCAGCUCCUUCAGGGUUAUCUUUGGUCUCUUUGUUGCCUCAGAUUAAUGCCCUCCUUGCCUGGUCUGUUAGUUUUGGUGGGUGGCCCUCUCUUGGCAGGUUUGUUGUGGUGCCAUAUUCUUUCCAUAAAAAAAAAAUGGAUUUAAUGGUGCUCUGUGGGAUGUUCAACGUUUCAGAUAUUUUUUUAUAACCCAACCCUGAUCUGUACUUCUCCACAACUUUGUCCCUGACCUGUUUGGAGAGCUCCUUGGUCUUCAUGGUGCCGCUUGCUUGGUGGUGCCCCUUGCUUAGUGGUGUUGCAGACUCUGGGGCCUUUCAGAACAGGUGUGUGUAUAUAUACUGAGAUCAUGUGACAGAUCAUGUGACACUUAGAUUGCACACAGGUGGACUUUAUUUAACUAAUUAUGUGACUUCUGAAGGUAAUUGGUUGCACCAUAUUUUAUUUAGGGACUUCAUAGCAAAGGGGGUGAAUACAUAUGCACGCACCACUUUUCGGUUAUUUAUUUUGUAUAAGUUAUUUCUUUCAUGUCACUUCACAAAUUUGGACUAUUUUGUGUAUGUCCAUUACAUGAAAUCCAAAUAAAAAUCCAUUUAAAUUACAGGUUGUAAUGCAACAAAAUAGGAAAAACGGCAAGGGGGAUGAAUACUAUUGCAAGGCACUGUAUACAUUGUUCAACCAUUUUCCAUCCUAUAAAUUUGGAUUAAGCAAAGGCUUUGAUUUCUGGUCAAACAUAUGGAAAAGGGGUCUUAGAAAACAUCUAGCAGAAAGUCAAAUUUCACAUUUCUCUCCCUCAUGAGGAGGGAGGAUAAUGGAAGUUCACAGAAGUAACAAGGUAGACCUACUAAUUAGUUAUUGUUUUUACUGAUAACAUUUUGGUUGAUGAUUUAUUAAAUUAUUUAAAAUGAUCCAUUCUGUUACUAAAUCGGUAACAGAAUGAGUGUUUAAAAACAGCAAGAGUGUAAAAACAGUCUGGACAACACCUCCCUGUCUCUCUUUUCUCUCUCUCUAGUUAAUGUCACUGAUACUUACCCAUGAGCCCCCUCUCUUUCCCUUUACUGUGACCAGCCCUCUCACCCGCUGAGCACUGACCGACACCGGACAUCCAUGGACGUUGAAAAGUAGUUGCAAUUUGGUCAGUCCAAAUUUUAACCAAUCAUAGACGUCUAUUUCACAAGUUUGGACAGUAGAGUAUAGUACUGUACAGUGAAGAAUAGAGUAUCGGUCAGUACAAUACUGUACUGUACAGUAGAGUUUAGUACAGUAGAGCACACUAGAGUACAGUCAUUUACUGUACUGUACUGAACUAUACUGUACUCUACUUUACUGUACUGGACUAUACCGUACUCUGCUGUGCUGUAGUCUACUGUGCUCUGCUGUACUGUGAUGUCCAAACUUUUAAAGUGAAAAAUCAGUUUCGGCGUCAUUCUGUUACUGUGGAAUUGCCCUUUUGUCUCUCUCUCCCCCCUCCUUCUCUUUUACUGCUCUGUUUCUGCCCAAGACCACCUCACUCAUUUUCUGUGAAAUGAACUCUUUAGAUGGAGCAUCUGCUUUUGGAAAAACCUCCAAGCCAGACUACCGUACUGACGCUCAGCCAAGUGUGCUGGAGUUCAGCCCUCAGCAGUCAGAUGGCGUAGCCCAAAAUCUGGCCUAUUUUCUGUUAAUUUGAGUUGUACAUGCAUUUUGUCCAUGGAGUACAGAAUUCCUUUCACUCUCCAUGUGGGACAUUGUCAAAAUUUAAAGCAACUACAGUAGUUUCCUUUUCCAUGUUACCCCCUGCUCCGUUCUAUUGUGCACACAGAGCCCUGCACCUCCCCCAAGUUGUACAGCAUUGUUAAAGGCUGAUGUUAUCCCUGUUCCAGUAAAGCUGACGUUGUCAGGCCAACGUAUAGGUAAAGACUAGACAGUGUGUUGUGUGCCCCACUGCCACAUUCCUAGACAGCGAUUCAGAGUCGUGGGCCCGCUGCUCCAGACACUGCACAGAGUCCUUUGUUUUUCCCAGGGAAAACUGGAUCCUGGGUUGUCCCAAAGGACUGUCCUUUAUGAGUCAAUGUUAGUCCUCUAAAAGAGGUGAAGCCUUCUGGCUCAAGUCAUAAUUAUAGUACUUUCCCCUCGUUAGUUGUCUGUGGGGUCCAAUAAUGUAACUUUGAUGUGUUUGACUGUUACUCUCUGUUCACAUUGGUUGCCUUCUGAAAUGAAUGUGUACUUUCACUUAGCCAAUGAUGAUCCAGUGGCCCUGCUCUGGCUGGUUUGACUUGGUUUGGAUACUCAUGAGUCCCUUGAUAACAGCCAAACCUGCAUUGAACAAUACCAACCAUGAGUGCAAUGUGUGCUAUUGUGUUCCUGAUAUGCUCUUAUUAAAUCUUAUCUUAGUUAGCUAACAUUGAAAGUUUUACAUAUAGUCCAUUAAUACAUAUGAUAAAGUUUGACAGGUUUCAGGUUAAGUUCCGUGUUAUGGCAUCUUGAACUAGUGUGUCUUGUUUCCAUUACUACGACACUGCUUCCCCAUAGGCCUAGUGCUUAGUGUCCGUUUUUUUAGCAUUUUAGAAGAAACUUAAGUAUGAAUUCUAGUACACUCCAACAAAAGGCAUUAAAGUUGGCCUUCCACUGGUAAUGUGGAAUUGAGGAAAUGAAAUAAGUAAUGUUUGCCCAUUGGUGUUUGUCUAAUAAGGUUUGUCCAUGGAAUUGUUGGGAGGACCAGUCCUUCCUCUCAUCUGAGACACAUUUUUUAUAUUUUUUAUUUCCUUUUUGGAUAAGAAAUGGCACCAGUGUUGUUUACUCUGCUGAUUGAGGUGUUUUUAAGAUCAUCUUUGUUUUGGUCUUUAGACUAUUUCUUCAGGGACAUGACUGUGUAAUCUUCAGUUAUCCGUUACCCCCUACACUGGGAUUGACCAACCCAAUGUUUCUCAUUGUUGUUUUGGAAUGACAGAGAGGGAGGACACAGGAACCAGCCAAGGUUAUGUUGUUCAGUUUUACAGUGAAAGUUGUUUUCCCUGCGGCAUACCUGGAGCCGCUGUGUGACUCGUCUGUCUGAGGCAAGAUAUUCUUCAUACUUGUCGCACACUUGUCUGUGUGUGUGUAUUUCAGCAUUGCCUCCUGUUUCUGUCCGUUUCCAUGAUUUGUUAUAAAAACACUCACAAUGAUGGCAGAGGGGCUGCUCACAAAUACUCACAUGCAGUGCACGCCUAGCAAACAGACACCCAUGAGUACACAUGCAAUAUUCAGGUUUACUAUCACAUACAGUAGGACACUACUACUGACCACAGAUUGGCUAGCAGACUAAACUGUUGCUCACAGACUCAGUAGUACAGAGGAGGAAAAAGACUAGUGUUUUUUUUAAAUGCAGUUCCUUUUUUGUCACUUGUUUAGUCUCGUUUUGUAACCGGGGUGUAUGGUCUCGUCAACAUUCCGUCAGACAAAAGGCUCUAAUUGGGCCUUAGGCCAAGUUCGGCCAUUCCAAGGGCAGCGUUCCCUAUUGUAUACAGCGCUCCCCUCACUAAUGUGAUCUUUAUCUGGACAGCCUUUCAGACCCCCUCUGCUUUUCCACGCCCGGAAAUCUAUUUUCCUGCUUACCUACAGUGAGGGAAAAACGUAUUUGAUCCCCUGCUGAUUUUGUACGUUUGCCCACUGACAAAGACAUGAUCAGUCUAUAAUUUUAAUGGUAGGUUUAUUUGAACAGUGAGAGACAAAAUAACAACAAAAAAAUCCAGAAAAACGCAUGUCAAAAAUGUUAUAAAUUGAUUUGCAUUUUAAUGAGGGAAAUAAGUAUUUGACCCCUCUGCAAAACUUGACUUAGUACUUGGUGGCAAAACCCUUGUUGGCAAUCACAGAGGUCAGACGUUUCUUGUAGUUGGCCACCAGGUUUGCACACAUUUCAGGAGGGAUUUUGUCCCACUCCUCUUUGCAGAUCUUCUCCAAGUCAUUAAGGUUUCGAGCCUGACGUUUGGCAACUCGAACCUUCAGCUCCCUCCACAGAUUUUCUAUGAGAUUAGGGUCUGGAGACUGGCUAGGCCACUCCAGGACCUUAAUGUGCUUCUUCUUGAGCCACUCCUUUGUUGCCUUGGCUGUGUGUUUUGGGUCAUUGUCAUGCUGGAAUACCCAUUGACGACCCAUUUUCAAUGCCCUGGCUGAGGGAAGGAGGUUCUCACCCAAGCUUUGACGGUACAUGGCCCCGUCCAUCGUCCCUUUGAUGCGGUGAAGUUGUCCUGUCCCCUUAGCAGAAAAACACCCCCAAAGCAUAAUGUUUCCACCUCCAUGUUUGACGGUGGGGAUGUUGUUCUUGGGGUCAUAGGCAGCAUUCCUCCUCCUCCAAACACGACGAGUUGAGUUGAUGCCAAAGAGCUCGAUUUUGGUCUCAUCUGACCACAACACUUUCACCCAGUUCUCCUCUGAAUCAUUCAGGUGUUCAUUGGCAAACUUCAGACGGGCCUGUAUAUGUGCUUUCUUGAGCAGGGGGACCUUGCGGGCGCUGCAGGAUUUCAGUCCUUCGCGGCGUAGUGUGUUGCCAAUUGUUUUCUUGGUGACUAUGGUCCCAGCUGCCUUGAGAUCAUUGACAAGAUCCUCCCAUGUAGUUCUGGGCUGAUUCCUCACUGUUCUCAUGAUCAUUGCAACUCCACGGGGUGAGAUCUUGCAUGGAGCCCCAGGCUGAGGGAGAUUGACAGGUCUUUUUGUGUUUCUUCCAUUUGCGAAUAAUCGCACCAACUGUUGUCACCUUCUCACCAAGCUGCUUGGCGAUGGUCUUGUAGCCCAUUCCAGCCUUGUGUAGUUCUACAAUCUUGUCCCUGACAUCCUUGGAGAGCUCUUUGGUCUUGGCCAUGGUGGAGAGUUUGGAAUCUGAUUGAUUGAUUGCUUCUGUGGACAGGUGUCUUUUAUACAGGUAACAAACUGAGAUUAGGAGCACUCCCUUUAAGAGUGUGCUCCUAAUCUCAGCUCGUUACCUGUAUAAAAGACACCUGGAAGCCAGAAAUCUUUUUGAUUGAGAGGGGGUCAAAUACUUAUUUCCCUAAUUAAAAUGCAAAUCAAUUUAUAACAUUUUUUACAUGCGUUUUUCUGGAUUUAUUUGUUGCUAUUCUGUCUCUCACUGUUCAAAUAAACCUACCAUUAAAAUUAUAGACUGAUCAUUUCUUUGUCAGUGGGCAAAUGUACAAAAUCAGCAGGGGAUCAAAUACUUUUUUCCCUCACUGUAUUCUUGCUUUUAUUUCUGUGUGUAGGCCGCAUUUCCUCACACAAUGCACCAGAAGCUAUGAACCACCUCCAUAAGGUUUAGCUAGUAAUAAACAUUGUGUGAAAGAAUGAACCAUUGUAAAAGGGAAUUAACUUUCCUAAUCUCCAGGAGUGGAUUUUCUCCCCAAAGGCUGAUAAAUUGGGAUCAGCUCUACUGCAGGUUCAGAGAUCACUGUGACCCAGGCCAGCAGUGGGCAAAACUACAGCAAAUCCCCAGACAUGCAGGUGGUUGGCAUAUUUGUUAAGACUGUUACCUCAGUGUUUGUCUGUUGCCAGUGUAUCGAGUGUCCUCCAGAUGAAUAUCAGUCAGGAUGCAGAACUGGCAACCUCUUCUUCACAGAGAGCUGUCUGUGUAAGUGGGUUGCCAGUUUAGUGGCCUAAUCUCUUUGACAGAGGUGUAGAAUUGAUUGUGUGGCUGACACAGCUUAACCUGGUGCCACCAUUUUGCAUAACCUGUGAAACUAUCUGAAGGUGCGCUCAUAGCCUGCAGGUGGUCCCUUCUCUCUAUGCAACUUCAGCAUUCCUAACUCUCUGAACAUUCCGUGACUAAGUCAGAGUCAUACAUUUCUGCCUGAUUUGCCAGGUUUCACUCCAGUCAAGGAUGUGGAUCAAUCUGCUCUUGAGUAGUGGCAUGACAGGAUAAUUGUUAUGUAAAAAUAGGAAGGUUUUUGUACAUUAACUUAAUCAAAUCAGUGUAUUAACCACAUUUUAAUUUGAUACACCUUCACCAGGCUGUAGAUGGUUGUCAGGAUUUCUGUCAGAAAGGUGCUUCAGCCUCUCCAGAAACAACUGGAACAAAUUAAGAUGCUGGAAUGUGGCUGUGGAUGGGGUGGGCUGAGGGCAGCCUUUGGUGUUGGUUGCUGGUAUUUAGUACAAGGUUAAUGACCAGUGUUUCACACCGUCUAUUGCAUAUCGCUUCAUUCUUCUCUGAAUCCACAUCCCUCACACACCAAUGACACGUGACAUGUCUGAGUAACAAGGUAACCUACGUCCUUUACAUCGUACCCUGACGAUCAGAGACAAGAGUGCACACAGUCAUCCUAAAGAAAGGCCUGAAGCAACCGCUGCACUCCAUUGCAACAUGGGAGUGGAAAGUAUAAUGUUCACCAGUGUAAUUUCUCACACGAUGAAUGGCUUCUGCUGCACUGUGUCUAAAUGUGCCAGUCCCUCUCAUUAAAGGAUACUUUCACCUCCAUACUCUCUUGGUUGGUUGAGGUUUGGUUGAGGGAAAGUGUACAGACAAGUCUGGUCAACUGUUUGGGCGUUGGUUAAACUAUUUCCAAUGUUACCUGACUUCAAUCGCACACUAAGCGUAUUUGUCUUUGUCAAAUGCUGUUUUCUUUCAGGGUCUUUUGCUAGGUAUUUCUGCUCUAGCGUUGUGUGUCUUGUUUAUUUGUUUCUAUAUCUGUAUGUCAAAUCUCUCAGCUCAGUCAAUAAUUGAAAGCUCACAGACUCCUCCAUUGUUUGAGAGUGGAAUCUCUGCUAAAUAGGAAUCUUUCAGGAAUCUAACACAAGCCUUUGAGAUUGUCAACAUGUCGUUGAAAUGAUACACCCAGGCUUUGUAGUGAGUCUCCUUUGAAUCACCUUGAAACAGAUUGCUCUACGCUUGAUAUGGUCUCUGCUGAAAGGAUUUGUCUGUCCACUCUUCUCCCUUCAUUUCCUGCAGAGGUCAUGAAGUGUGUUUUCCCAUCCACAGGUGCUCGGAAUGCUGUGACCACCUGACCAACUGGUACUAUGAGAAGAAUGGCAAGCUGUACUGCCGUAAACACUACUGGGAGAGGUUUGGAGAGCUGUGUCACGGCUGCUCUCUGCUCAUGAUUGGACCUGCCAUGGUGAGUUGCCCCGCUCCAUCUUCCUCACCUCACUUGUCUGUAAACACUGAGACCAAGGUUUGUCAUUUCCACAUAUUUAUCUGUCUGAAUUUGAUCCUGGAGCGUCUGCACACCUGAUCCGUGCUAUCUCUGUGUGAAAUCAAGAUGAACCCUGGUUGACCCAGGAUCCAGAGGAUCAGGUAUUAUGAUGCAGUAGGCUUCUAGCUUGGUUCACUUAGAUCUCAUGGAACAUGAAGACGACAGUGUUGGUGAAGAACAGUUAGACAAUGACAAAGCUGUACAUCAUAUAAUAUAUGAAUAAUAAUUCACUGUCAGGGUUACCAUUGUAUUCAGAGGUUAGAUGUGUAGGUCCAUACUCAAAUAACACCAGUUCACAGUGAAUCACUAUUCUUUGAUAUGAGUUCAGGGGGUUGUGCAGUAAUAAGAUCUGCUUUUCUCUGUGUACAAAUGAGGGAACUGUCAGCUUUACCCCCCCCCCCCCCCCAGUGUGUUAGUUAGGUUCCCCAUCAUGGCCCCGCUCUGUUCUCCUCUGUACAGUCUCCACAGUUUACUUCCCCCAGAACAUAGUGAACUUUUGAGGGAAAACAGAGAACAUGGAGUGAUUUUGGAGCCAGUCCAUCACCUGAUUCAGUCCACUGUGGUGGAAAGGCAAUGGAUACUACCCACACUGCAUCACCAGUCCACCACCAGACCACUACACUGUUUAUUGGGGAUGGUUUUUGAAAGAUCGAGUAUCUGUUAUUAAGGGAAGGUUAGAAUGUUUAAGCUUGAUUGCGUUUGUCAAAAUCUUCCAGGAUUAGACCAUGAGCUCAUGGUUAUGCUAUGGAAGAGUCGCUGAAGGCUGGAUAUCGGUUAGCUUUCUUGUUGUUUCAUCAGUGCUAUGGAAUGCCCAUGCAUGGGGUUGGAGUGCUGUGGAACUUCAUUUUAACAGUGUUAUGGGCACAAUUAAAUCAGGUCUAAAUACAACUGCUGAUGGCACAAACAAUUGCUGGUCACAAAAGGAUAAUUUCUCUUCAACUGGAUUAAAGUGGGUCCCAAAAUUAUUCUUUUUUUAGAACAAGAAGGUUGCCAGUAAGCAAAAUACAUAAUGGGCCUUUCUAUUUGUUCUUGGCCACAUUGGCUCUGAAAGCAAGGUGCCAAGUAUUUCUGGCAGAGUUGAAUUGGCAGCCUUCUCUUAGCUAGCAGCCGAACCAACACGGCGUAAAAUCGUAUGGAUGUUGGGUCUCUCAGGAGAGGAGAGCAGUGUGGAGCAGGCAGCUACUUAUGGCUGUUGUGUGUUUGCGGGGCAGGCUACGGCACAAAACAGCAUUUUGUUCUCUAAUUAGGAGAUCGUGGCAUACCAUUUUUCCUUUCUGUUUGCCUACUUUUCUCUGUGGCUGGACACGUUUUACAGUUCUGACACAAGUUGUAAAUCCUCUCAAAUUUUACCACUUUUGAAGAUCCUUCUUUUGUUCCCUUUAUUUUGGUGAGAUGGGAAAAUGAACAGAGAUCAACUCCAGUGUGUUGUGUAAGGCAAUGCGGAGACAUUGCCUCUGGAGUCAUGUUGGUCAUACACAUACACACUAGCCUCCCCUAUCUGAGAGAGCCUGCACACACACAGCCACCUAUGGACUAUGACACAGCCAUGUGUGUCUAGCUGGGGCUCCUUCAGGCUGUUUCUGUCUGGGGUCAGUGUGGUAAUGCUCCAGUCUGGAGGGAGGGAGGCACAGCCACACAUGGCUUACAUCACCCAGCCUAAUCUCACUGCUGCCUGCAACAGCAACAAUAUCCUUUCCCAACACUCUUACUCAUAGCAGCCGACAAUGAAGAGCAGGGGGAGAAUGGAAAAAGUUAUCCUACUUCAAAGACUACAGGUUUUCAUUAAUAUCUUCACAUUGCUUAUAAGUUAUCCCUGUUUGAAUUCAUCUGGGGAGGAGCUUGUCUUAAGACUCCCAUCUCACAUCAGGGUGAAGGAAAAGCAGCCAACAAGUGCUCAGCGUAUGUGGGAACUCCUUCAAGACUGUUGGAAAAGCAUUCCAGAUGAAGCUGGUUGAGAGAAUGCCAAGAGUGUGCAAAGCUGUCAUCAAGGCAAAGGGUGGCUACAUUGAAGAAUCUAAAAUAAAUGUUGAUUUCUUAAUGCUUUUUUGGUAACUACAUGAUUCCAUAUGUGUUAUAACAUUGUUUUGAUGUCUACAUUAUUAUUCUACAAGGUAGAAAAUAGUAAAAAUAAAGAAACCCUUGAAUGAAUAGGUGUGUUCAAACUUUUGACGGGUACUGUAUGUAUGUAUGUAUGUAUGUAUAUACAAUACCAGUCAAACCAUCUCAAUUGGGUUGAGGUUAGGGGAUUGUGGAGGCCAGGUCAUCUGAUGCAGCACUCCAUCACUCUCCUUCUUGGUAAAAUAGCCCUUACACAGCCUGGAGGUGUGUUGGGUCAUUGUCCUGUUGAAAUACAAAUGAUAGUCCCACGAAGCCCAAACCAGAUGGGAUGUCUGCUAAAUGAUGUAAAUGUAAAUGGCUUAUCGCUGCAGAAUGCUGUGGUAGCCAUGCUGGUUAAGUGUGCCUUGAAUUCUAAAUAAAUCACAGACAUUGUCACCAGCAAAUCACCCCCACACCAUAACACCACCUCCUCCAUGCUUCGUGGUAGGAACUACACAUGCGGAGAUCAUCCGUUCACCCACACCGCGUCUCACAAAGACACGGCGGUUUGAACCAAAAAUCUCAAAUUUGGACUCCAGACCAAAGGACACCUUUCCACUGGUCUAAUGUUCAUUGCUUGUGUUUCUUGGCCCAAGCAGGUCUCUUCUUAUUAUUGGUGUCCUUUAGUCGUGGUUUCUUUGCAGCAAUUUGACCAUGAAGGCCUGAUUCACACGGUCCCCUCUGAACAGUUGAUGUUGAGAUGUAUGUUACUUGAACUCUGUGAAGCAUUUAUUUGGGCUGCAAUCUGAGGCUGGUAUCUCUAAUGAACUUAUCCUCUGCAGCAGAAGUAACUCUGGGUCUUCCAUUCUUGUGGCGGUCCUCAUGAGAGCCAGUUUCAUCAUAGCGCUUGAUGGUUUUUGCGACUGCACUUGAAGAAACUUUCAAAGUUCUUGAAAUGUUCCGUAUUGACUGACCUUCAUGUCUUAAAGUAAUGAUGGACUGUCGUUUCUCUUUGCUUAUUUGAGCUGUUCUUGCCAUAAUAUGGACUUGGUCUUUUACCAAAUAGGGCUAUCUUCUGUAUACCACCCCUACCUUGUCACAACACAACUGAUUGGCUCAAACGCAUUAAGAAGGAAAGAAAUUCCACAAAUUAACUUUUAACAAGGCACACCUGUUAAUUGAAAUGCAUUCCAGGUGACUAGCUCAUGAAGCUGGUUGAGAAAAUGCCAAGAGUGUGCGAAGCUGUCAUCAAGGCAAAGGGUGGCUAUUUGAUUUGUUUAACACUUUUUUGUUUACUACAUGAUUCCAUAUGUGUUACUUCAUAGUUUUGAUGUCUUCACUAUUAUUCUACAAUGUAAAAAUAAAGAAAAACCAUUGAAUGAGUAGGUGUGUCCAAACUUUGGACUGGUAAUGUAUAUACAGUGUAUGUGUGUGUGUGUGUGUAUGUGUGUGUAUAUAUAUAUAUAUGUAUGUUAUUCUACUGCUUUAGGUUAUAAUUAUUGUUUGGAUAACCUUAUUUACUAUUAUGUAUCGAUUUUUACCUUUAAUCUUUUCACUCUUUUUUGCAUUGCGCACUGCAGAGAACACUGGAAGAAGAAUUGUCACUGAAUUUACCACAGUGAAUUAUUGUAAUGUUUGUUUGUGUCAAUCCCAUAAUGGAUGGGUUGCCAAUUGGCGAUUUGACAAGAUUCUUUUUUUUUUCUUUUCAUAAAAAAAAAGAAACAAAUGUCAUUCAUUAAUUUAGGUCAUUACAGUAUAGUGAGAAAUUUGUUUGGAACAUUGAAUCGCAAUAAAAUUGCAGUAUCGAAUUGCAAUACAUAUAGAAUCGUGAUAAAUUGUGAAACAUAUAGAAGCGCAAUACAUAUUGUAUCGGCACUCAACUAUCGCGAUAUCGUAAGGUCCCUGGCAAUUCCCAGCCAUAGUGGAUACGUUGUCUAAUUUAGCAUGAGCGCAAGACCAACAGAUUGGGAGUGUGUAAGUUAUAGACAAAAAGGUUAUGAGUAAGCCGGUGUACAUGCAUGACAGAACCAGACUUUAUUUCAGAGUUAGUGAGGGUGUGAGGAGAGAGAGAGUGUCAGCAAGAGGUGUGCUGUGAUUUGAAAAGGCAGGGCUUGGGAGCUGGGAGGUAGAUUAUAUCAUAGCAGAUUCCAGACAGGCUGAGAGUGGAGCAGGUGUUACUGAUUGUGUUACUGCCACAAAGAGAGGAGGACAGCACACACAACACCAUAUAGCGUAUAACACCAUCUAGCACACAACACGGGACAAUACAGAACACCACAUAGCGUACAACACCACACAACACAGCUCAGCACAGCAGGAUCACCCUGAAGAAUUCUCUGCUUGGACCUGGAACGCCAUGGGAAAGAUCAAAGCCCGGAGACAAACUCACCUGUAUCUGUUCUUCCAGGUGGCUGGAGAAUACAAGUAUCACCCAGAGUGCUUUGUAUGUCUGAGCUGCAAGGUGGUCAUCGAGGACAGAGACACCUACGCCUUGGUGGAGCGAUCCAAACUGUACUGGUGAGGGUUGUUUUACUGUUUACUAUCUACUGCUCACAGAGUUGUUGGUUUUAUUUGUUUAGAUUCUGAAUUCUGUUUGUAAGUAUGGUGUUAAGUCAGAUGUUGAUAGAGGCAGUUUAGGGAAUGUGAUGUUUGUUAUUGCAAACAGGCAACAUCACUCUUUCUGAUUGAUCAUUUAGGAAUCUGGUGCGUCUGUCAUACCUGAGCCCCUCUACUGUCUGACUCUCCAUACCCCUCCUUUCUGCUCUCUCCUUCUCUUCAUAUUUUUCUCCAAUAAAACUUUAUUGUUCCCAAAGGGAAAUGAUUUUGCAGCAAAGUACUAACAGAUGUAGGUAAAGGAAGUUGGAAGGAAGUAGAACACUUUGAUGUUUAAACACUGAUGUGAAUACUUUCAACUGGUAAGACCUUAAAAAACAUAAUCAUUAUCCAGAACAAUACCCCUUAUUCCUUGUUUCUUCUCUCCUCCUCUCGUGCAGUGGGAAGUGCUAUAAGCAAGUAGUCCUGGCGCCCGUGUUGGAGAAGCGUUCGGCCGAUUCGGCCCUGGAUUCCCUGCCCCACACGGUCACCCUCAUCUCAAUGCCCUCUGCCACCAACAGCAAGAGGGGCUUCUCUGUCUCUGUCCUAAGAGACGUUGCCAGCGGCUCCGCUAGCGUGCAAGUCAAAGAGUGAGUGGAUUUAACUGUCACUCACAACUAGUGAAUCUGUACACCCUUGACUGUCUAGGCCUGAGUGGGAUGAGUCAUGUGUUGUGUAACUGAUUAUAGAUUUGCUGAAAUAAUAGGCCAUUAGUCCUUGAUAUAGAUGUUUGUACAUAACCAAUAAGACUAUGUAACCUGGAUUUAAUAGUUAAAUCCCACAUCUCUUUACUUUGGUGGUGUUAUUAUAGUCUUGAUCCAGGUCAGCCAAGGAGUCUCUCGUUAGCUGAUAGAUGUACUUGAUGUUGUGGACAGACACACACCCACCUCUGUAUUGUCCAGGUGCUCACUGCUGAUUGGUCAACAGAACCAGCUCUCCUCUGACAGACCUAAAUGGAGUCUGGUCAUAGUUCAUUCUGAUACUGGUGCUCCAGACUGACAUGUCUAUACAGUGAGGGGAAAAAAGUAUUUGAUCCCCUGCUGAUUUCGUACGUUUGCCCACUGACAAAGAAAUUAUCAGUCUAUAAUUUUAAUGGUAGGUUUAUUUGAACAGUCAAAGACAGAAUAACAACAACAAACAUCCAGAAAAACGCAUGUCAAAAAUGUUAUAAAUUGAUUUGCAUUUUAAUGAGGGAAAUAAGUAUUUGACCCCCUCUCAAUCAGAAAGAUUUCUGGCUCCCAGGUGUCUUUUAUACAGGUAACGAGCUGAGAUUAGGAGCACACUCUUAAAGGGAGUGCUCCUAAUCUCAGCUUGUUACCUGUAUAAAAGACACCUGUCCACAGAAGCAAUCAAUCAAUCAGAUUCCAAACUCUCCAACAUGGCCAAGACCAAAGAGCUUUCCAAGGAUGUCAGGGACAAGAUUGUAGACCUACACAAGGCAGGAAUGGGCUACAAGACCAUCGCCAAGCAGCUUGGUGAGAAGGUGACAACAGUUGGUGCGAUUAUUCGCAAAUGGAAGAAACACAAAAGACCUGUCAAUCUCCCUCGGCCUGGGGCUCCAUGCAAGAUCUCACCUCAUGGAGUUGCAAUGAUCAUGAGAACGGUGAGGAAUCAGCCCAGAACUACACGGGAGGAUCUUGUCAAUGAUCUCAAGGCAGCUGGGACCAUAGUCACCAAGAAAACAAUUGGUAACACACUACGCCGUGAAGGACUGAAAUCCUGCAGCGCCUGCAAGGUCCCCCUUCUUAAGAAAGCACAUAUACAGGCCCGUCUGAAGUUUGCCAAUGAACAUCUGAAUGAUUCAGAGGAGAACUGGGUGAAAGUGUUGUGGUCAGAUGAGACCAAAAUCGAGCUCUUUGGCAUCAACUCAACUCGUCGUGUUUGGAGGAGGAGGAAUGCUGCCUAUGACCCCAAGAACACCUUCCCCACCGUCAAGCAUGGAGGUGGAAACAUAAUGCUUUGGGGGUGUUUUUCUGCUAAGGGGACAGGACAACUUCACCGCAUCAAAGGGACAAUGGAUGGGGCCAUGUACUGUCAAAUCUUGGGUGAGAACCUCCUUCCCUCAGCCAGGGCAUUGAAAAUGGGUCGUGGAUGGGUAUUCCAGCAUGACAAUGACCCAAAACAGACAGCCAAGGCAACAAAGGAGUGGCUCAAGAAGAAGCACAUUAAGGUCCUGGAGUGGUCUAGCCAGUCUCCAGACCUUAAUCCCAUAGAAAAUCUGUGGAGGGAGCUGAAGGUUCGAGUUGCCAAACGUCACACUCGAAACCUUAAUGACUUGGAGAAGAUCUGCAAAGAGGAGUGGGACAAAAUCCCUCCUGAGAUGUGCGCAAACCUGGUGGCCAACUACAAGAAACGUCUGACCUCUGUGAUUGCCAACAAGGGUUUUGCCACCAAGUACUAAGUCAUGUUUUGCAGAGGGGUCAAAUACUUAUUUCCCUAAUUAAAAUGCAAAUCAAUUUAUAACAUUUUUGACAUGCAUUUUUCUGGAUUUUGUUGUUGUUAUUCUGUCUCUCAUUGUUCAAAUAAACCUACCAUUAAAAUUAAAUACUGAUCAUGUCUUUGUCAGUGGGCAAACGUACAAAAUCAGCAGGGGAUCAAAUACUUUUUUCCCUCACUGUAUGCUGUAUUUCUCUCAGGGUCAGAGGAAUGCAUAUCAGCCCGGAAGUUCGGAAUGCCAUCCAUGUUGGUGACAGGAUCCUGGAGAUCAACGGUCUUCCAGUGGGGACACUGAUGGAGGAAGAGGUGAGUUGCAUGAUCCAGCUUUUCACAAUACACUGAAUAAUAAAGCAUUGAAAAAGCAAUGAGCUUUAAACAUGUAGACUAUUCAGUAGUAACCCAGUGGUGUUACUGUUACUCUAAAAUAGAAGACGGAACAUGUGAUCUUUGCAUUCCAUUCAUUCCGCCUUCGUUUAAACAUUCUUUAGCUGGGAGAGGAUGGCAUCUGAAAGGACUCAAUCUCACCACACCACCUCACUCAACCAUGUGCAUUCACUAAUUUAAUUUUAGUUCCCACCUUUCCUGUUUGCGACAAGGUGCAUUCCAAUUAAAAGCUUCAUUCAAGUCAUGUAGUGUAAGUCAAUUUGAUAGCUCUUCGUGUUAUCAGGAUCCUGUUCUCAUUGGAACCCUGCCUAGUUCUAAUUCCAUCCCGUGUUCUGUAUAGGCCUUAUACCAAUACCUAUCUCAUUAGUGUUGCUUGCCCAUGUUACUAUGUCAGAGAGAACUUUGGCCUAGCAGAUUAUGUAUUCUGAUUGAUUGGUGUUUCAGGUGGAGGACCUGAUUCAUCGGACCAGUCAGACGCUGCAGCUGCUCAUAGAGUAUGAUCCAGUCAGGCAGCGGUUGGAGAGGCUUAGACUGGGGUCCUCGCACAACCGCUUGGGGGUCCCCGCCACCUCCCGCAUGCGCCUGUCUUUGCCCUCUGACAGUGUCCUGGAGAGGACAGACGUGGUGGAUGAUGGCACCCUAAAGAGGAGGUCUCUAAGGUACAGCUAAACCAGCCAACCUUGGGAGAGAGAGUCUAAGCAUUGGGGCAAAAAUUGAGAGAUUCAAAGAACUUGAUUCAAGUAGAACUUGAUCAAUGUCUAACUGACCUUUGUUCCUCUCCGUUAAUGGAAGGCGUAGCAACAGCAUCUGUAAGUCCCCUGGGCCAGCCUCCCCUAAGGAACACCCUAUCCUGACCCGGGACAUCGGGCGCUCCGAAUCCCUGCGCUCCUCCAGCAGCUGCUCUCAUCGCAUCUUCCGCCCCUGUGACCUCAUCCAUGGAGAGGUGCUGGGCAAGGGCUUCUUUGGCCAGGCUAUCAAGGUCAGCUUUUCACCCAACAAUCAUCCUCUUUUCCACACACAUCUCAAUCUGUAUUGCCACACCUAUUUGCUAUAACUUUAACCAAAGCCUAAAGUAGUGCGUGUGUCCACAGGCGUGAAAGGAAGCUAAAGUAAUUCCGCUGCCUAAAAAUAGUAAAGCACCCUUUGCUGGCUCUUAACAGCUGCCCAAUCAGUUUGCUGCCUUUUCUUAGUCAACUGAUGGAGAGAAUAGUUUGACCAAAUACAAUGCUAUUUUUCAGAUAACAAGUUAACUACUGAAUUUCAGCAUGCAUAUAGAGAAGGGCACUCAACGUGUACUGCACUGACUCAGAUGACAGAUGAUUGGUUAAAAGUAAAGCUGUCCCAACCUAAAAAAAAAUCUUGGUCAACCGAGAGUCGUCUGUUCUUUCGACCAAUCGAUUGGUCUAAAGUUUAAAACAUGUAUUUUUCCAUAUAUAGACACACCCUAUGUGUGUUUUAAUAAAAUCAACUAUGCACUGUGUUUGUCUGAUGCUUUAAGCGCACUGUUUUGAUGAAAUGAUUAAGACACAAAUAACUCAAGAGGGAGCCAGAGAUCAAGAUAGCCUAACCAGAAGAAAUUAACCUGUUCCCUCCCCCCCCCCCCCCCCCCCUCCAAACAACGUGUCCACUCCAACAAUGGGAACGGUAAAUUACUGUAAUAAUAAUAUAUUGAAUGCAUUAACAGAAAUUACCGUAACCAAACAAACAUUGUAUAUUAGAAAUUAUGGGAAUUAACGGUAAAUGUACUACUGGUGAUAUAUGUAAUGGUGAAUUGAUAGACGCAACAAUUCACACAAUGAAGUUAUGAAACAAUGAAUGCACACGAAUUGGCGGGAGAGAGUUCAAUCUGGAGAGAGAUGCGCCUUGUGCAUCUAAGCCACACCCCUUCUUCUUGACUCAACAUUUAAAAUUAUAGGCCUACCCAAUACACAUUUUCUUCACACAUACUGUAGGACUAAGGAAUACUCUCACAAACGGUGUCAGGUCCAAAGCAGUAGCCAAUUAUGGAAAACCAAUGCAAUUUCACUUAUUUUCUCAAAUUGCUUGGUGUGCCAAGGCAAAUACCCUCUCAGCACACGUGCCUUACGUUGCUGAUGCCUGUCUUAGAGUGAUGGACUGUGCCAUUCCCGCGGCCUCCACAAUGGAUUAAUCCACUGAGAUAGGUGUGCCAUGGUUGGAGAGUUAUCCAAUAGAACGCAGAGAGUGUUCUUCAUCAGAAGCUUCUCUAACAGCAGAUACAGUGCAUUCGGAAAGUAUUCAGACCCCUUGACUUUUUCCAAAUUUUGUUACGUUACAGCCUUAUUCUAAAAUGAAUUAAAUAAAUAAAAAUCCUCAUCAAUCAACACAUAAUACCCCAUAAUGACAAAGUGAAAACAGUUUUUUAGAAAUGUAUUUUCAAAAAUGAACAGAAAUACCUUAUUUACAUAAGUAUUCAGACCCUUUGCAAUGAGACUCCAAAUUGAGCUCAGGUGCAUCCUGUUUCCAUUGAUCAUCCUUGAGAUGUUUCUACAACUUGAUUGGAGUCCACCUGUGGUAAAUUCAAUUGAUUGGACAUGAUUUGGAUAUGAUUUGGAAAGGCACACAAAAAGGGUACCCAAAAAUGUAUGCAGCAUUGAAGGUCCCCAAGAACACAGUGGCCUCCAUCAUUCUUAAAUGGAAGACGUUUGGAACCACCCACACUCUUCCUAGAGCUGGCCGCCUGGCCAAACUGAACAAUCGGGGGAGAAGGGCCUUGGUCAGGGAGGUGACCAAGAACCCGAUGGUCACUGACAGAGCUCCAGAGUUCCUCUGUGGAGAUGGGAGAACCUUCCAGAAGGACAAUCAUCUCUGCAGCACUCCACCAAUCAGGCCUUUAUGGUAGAGUGGCCAGACGGAAGCCACUCCUCACUAAAAGGCACAUGACAGCCCGCUUGGAGUUUGCCAAAAGGCACCUAAAGGACUCUGACCAUGAGCUUCUCUGGUCUGAUGAAACCAAGGUUGAACUCUUUGGCCUGAAUGCCAAGCGUCACGUCUGGAGGAAACCAGGCACCGCUCAUCACCUGGCCAAUACCAUCUGUACGGUGAAGCAUGGUGGUGGCAGCAUCAUGCUGUGGGGAUGUUUUUCAGCGGCAGGGACUGGGAGACUAGUCAGGAACGAGGUAAAGAUGAACGGAGCAAAGUACAGAGAGAUCCUUGAUGAAAAUCUGCUCCAGAGCACUCAGGACCUCAGACUGGGAUGAAGGUUCACCUUCCAACAGGACAACGACCCUAAGCACACAGCCAAGACAAUGCAGGAGGGGCUUCGGGACAAGUCUCUGAAUGUCCUUGAGUGGCCCAGCCAGAGCCUGGACUUGAACCCGAUCGAACAUCUCUGGAGAGACCUGAAAAUAGCUGUGCAGCAACGCUUCCCAUCCAACCUGACCGAGCUUGAGAGGAUCUGCAGAGAAGAAUGGGAGAAACUCCCCAAAUACAGGUGUGCCAAGCUUGUAAUGUCACACACAAGAAGAUUUGAGGCUGUAAUAGCUGCCAAAGGUGCUUCAACAAAGUACUGAGUAAAGGGUCUGAAUACUUAUGUAAAUGAGAUCUCCGCUUUUUAUUUUAUAAUACACUUGCAAAAAAAUCUAAACCUGUUUUUGCUUUGUCAUUAUGGGGUAUUGUGUGUAGAUUGAUAUUUUUUAUCCAUUUUAGAAUAAGGCUGUAACGUAACAAAUAGUGGAAAAAGUCAAGGGGUCUGAAUACUUUCAGAAUGCACUGUAUGUACAGUUCGGUGUUGAUUUGGGCUGUUGCUCUUCUCUAUUUUUCAAAUUAUUUGCCACUGGUUUUACACAAAGCUAGAAUGACUAUGUAUGCAGAUGAUUCCACACUCGAGAUGUCAGCGCCCAAAGCAAGUGAGCUCACUGAAAUUCUAAAUAAGGAGUUACAGUCCAUAUCAUAAUUGGUGAUUUAAUAAUAAACUGGUCUUAAAUGGAUCUAAAACUAAAACAUUGCAUUUGGUUCAAAACAUUCUCUAAGACCUAAACCUCAACUGCAGUUGUGCGUAAAGGGUGUUGAGGAAGCUAAACUCCUAGGUAUAACAUUGGAUGGUCAAUUAUCAUGGUCAAGUCAUAUUGACGAAGUUGUUGUGCAGAUGGGUAGGGGUAUGUCUGUUUAUAAAAAGAUGUUCUGCGUUUUUGACACACAAAUCAACUGUACUAGUUGUUCAGGCUCUGGUUUUGUCCCAUCUUGAUUACUGUCCGGUAGUGUUGCACGGUAUACCUGUACUGCGGUAAUACCAUGGUAGCAAAACGUCAUGAUACUUGGAUACCAACAUUUUAGAAUACCAUAGUAUCAUUUCAUAUGAUACUACUGACUUUUUCAGCCCUACUGAGCUAAAGAACCUGCUGGCACCUGUUAUAAAAUGUUUAUAAAGUCAGUUUUGUAUAUACAUUCAGUUGAAUUUAAGCAACAGCCACUAGUCUCUUGUAUGCACAGGUCCAAUAAUAUCCACUUAACUUUAAUGCACAUAUCACGUGUGGCAGCUGUAAUCAGCCAGCUGCAUCCCUUAUCAGCAUGUGUUUGAUGCCAUUCCAUUUGCGCCGUUCCAGCCAUUAUUAUGAGCCAUCCUCCCUUCAGCAGCCUCCACUGAUGUAUAUUCCUUCCUCCCAUUCCUCCAACCAAAUCACAGGUAGGCCUUUGCAAAUAUGAGAAAAUCAGCCAUUCUAUGCAGUAUUCCAUUAUACACUGAACAGAAGUGCGAAUUUCAGUGACCAGGUUUUUGGAGAACGUUUAGAAAACGUGAACAAGCGUCUGGGGGACGGGGCGAACAGGAUGCUAGGCCACAGUUUUUUUUUUUUACCGUAGUAUCGCAACACUACUUGGUAUUGUGAUACUUGGCCUGGUAUUGUAUCGUUUGUAAAAUAUUGGUAUCGUGACAAGCCUACUGUCCAGUAAUAUGGUCAAGUGCAGCAAAGAAAGAUAUAGCAAAGCUGCAGCUGGCUGAAAACAGAGCAGCACGCCUUGCCCUUACUGCACAUAUACAACUAAUAUCAACAACAUGCAUGGCAGUCUUUCCUGGUUGAGGGUUGAAAUGAGAUUAACUGCAUCUCUUCUUUUUCUGAGAAAUAUUACUGUGAUGAAAAUUCCAGAUUGUCUGCAUAAUCAAAUAACAUUCAAACACAGUAUUAUACAAAGCCAUGAUCGCAUGGAAGUCCCAUCUCCAAUUACUCAAGCAAACAGCUAAAUGACCUUUAAAAAAUGGAUUAAACAACAUCUAAUGGAACGGCGGGGACUGUGAGGGGACAAACGCACACACAGACACACUCUAACACAUACAUUUUUUGUUGUAUUGUUUGUAUAUCAUUGUAUUUUAAAUUUGUGUGAAUGUCCUUGUCUGUCAGUGGGUGUUCUCUUGUCAUGUUUUUUUUUUUUUUGUGGAACCCAGGAGUUGCUGCUGCUUCUGAAAAAGCUAAUAGGGAUCCAAAAAAACAAAUCUCUCACAUCCACUCCAUGCCUCCACAUCUACACAGAUGUCAGUGUUUUGUUUUUCUCCACAUUGACAGGUGACCCACAAAGCCACUGGUGAGGUGAUGGUGAUGAAGGAGCUGAUUCGCUGUGAUGAGGAGACCCAGAAGACCUUUCUAAAGGAGGUCAGUAGUCUAAUCUGGUUAUACAUUGGGCUAUGAUUUAUUAUACCCAUAAAUGAGAGCUUGCCAAAUGUCACUAUUUGCUACAUAGAUGGAUUGCUUUAGGACAACCUUAUUAUUUUUGUAUGCACUUGCUCCAGUCCUCCGAGGGAAAAAUAAGCUUGUGAUUUUUUGCAAAGAUAAAAUACCUCCAAUGUGGAAACUGAUUGCUGUGGUGAUAAACACUAUGAAAUUGUGAAAAUGAUGUGAAUGCCCUUUUUGUGUAAGAGCUGUUUGGAGAAGAAAGAAAAGUGGAAUUUCGGCAUGUUCUGGUGGGAUGGAACUUUUGACCCACAUCAAGAUGUCACAAUGUGAUCUGAUUAUAAUAGGCCAAUACCUGUACAUUUGGGUAAGGGGGUGGGCUCUAGACCAUCCUAUCAGCCAAUCAGGGAUGUGUAUGUAAAUAUCUUCACAUUUCUUUCUUAACGCCCACACGAUCAGACUGAGCAUUUCAAGGGCUCAGUCUGAUUCAAAAAUCAUACUGGGAUGAAAACAUACCUCUCUUUCUCUCCAGGUCAAAGUGAUGAGGAGUCUGGAACAUCCCCACGUGUUGAAGUUCAUCGGUGUGCUAUAUAAGGACAAGAGGCUGAAUUUAAUAACCGAGUUUAUCGAGGGAGGCACACUGAAGGAUUUCAUUAGAGACAUGGUGUGUUUCAACUAGUUAAUUAACUUAACUGUCUCUUUAUGCUCUCCCACUGCUCCAAAAUAGCAUUUGGUAGCCUUGGGUCUACUGUUAGUGUUUUCUUUAAAGGAGAAGUUAUUUUUUACAACCAAAUCUAAAUAUUUAUGUAAAUAGCAUGUUAUAGAAGGGACAAGACACAUUUUUGGUGAUUUCACGUUUUUUUUAAUUAUUUUAUUUAUUUAUUUUUUUACAGCUAAUCACUUCCUCAUCCUCUUUGUGCAAUAUAGGGGCCUGGAAAAAACAUGAACAUAGGCUCCAAAAACAUUUGAUUUUAGAGUUUCAGUCGUGGAUUACAGUAUAUGAUUUUGUAUAACUUUCUUUUGAACUCCCACAAUAUUUUGUGUAGCCAUAAAGGAUAGUCGGGGCCACCUAUUUAAAUAUAUAUAUAUUUAUUCUCUGGGUUGUUACAGGACCAGUUUCCAUGGGAGCAGAGGGUCAGCUUCGCUAAAGGUAUUGCUUCUGGAAUGGUGAGUUGGCCCCUUCCAGGGAUAUUUACCAUUGGCGGUAAAACACUGUAUAGACACUGGCUGCUUUUUGUUCAGAUGGAUUAGCCUCCAAUAUGUAUGGUGGUAGUUUAACACAAUGCAUUUAAAGGUACAGUACCUGAAGCGUUUUUCCAAAAUGCUAUGUAUCCAUUUUCAGAAAUGUUGGUAAACUAGCUUUUAUUGUUUUAAAGAUCUUAUGAAAGAGAUUGGUGUGUUUUUCCCCCCACAUUUUGUUGUUACAACUUGAAUUCAAAAUGGAUUCAAUAAAACAUUUUUAUCCCCAAUCUACCCACAAUACCCCAUACUGACAGUGAAAACAUGUUUUAGAAAUGUUAGCAAAUUUAUUGUAAAUUAAAUACAGAAAUCUCAUUUACAUAAGUAUUCACACCCCUGUUAGAAUCAACUUAGAAUCACAUUAUGUUCCAGCCCCUUGACCAUCCGCUCAAGAAAAAAAUUGGCCCGUGGCUGAAUCUAGUUGAUGAUCCCUGCUCUAUAGGCUUCCUUCUUUUCACUCUGUCUUUUAGGUUAGUAUUGUGGAGUAACUACAAUGUUGUUGAUCCAGAAUCAGUUUUCUCUUGUCACAGUCAUUAAACUCUGUAACUGUUUUAAAGUCACCAUUGGCCUCAUGGUGAAAUCCCUGAGCGCUUUCCUUCCUCUCCGACAACUGAGUUGGGAAGGACACCUGUAUCUUUGUAGUGACUGGGUGUAUUGAUACACCAUCCAAAGUGUAAUUAGUAACGUCACCAUGCUCAAAGGGAUAUUCAAUGUCUGCUUUUUUAUCAUUACCCAUCUACCAAUAGGUGCCCUUCUUUGCGAGGCAUUGGAAAACCUCCCUGGUCUUUGUGGUUGAAUCUCGUAUUUGAAAUGCACUGCUCGACUGAGGGACCUUACAGAUAAUUGUGUGGGGUACAGAGAUGAGGUAGUCAUUCAAAAAUCAUGUUAAACACUUGUUGCACAUAGAGUCCACGCAACUAUUAUUUGACUUGUUAAGCAAAUUUGUACUCCUGAACUUAUCUAGGCUUGCCAUAACAAAUGGGUUGAAUACUUAGAGACAUUUUAGCUUUCAUUUUUUAUUAAUAAAACAUUUCUAUAAACAUAAUUCCAUAUGACAUUAUGGGGUCUUGUGUGUAGGCCAGUGACACAACAUCUCAAUUUAAUACAUUUUAAAUUCCGGCUGCAACACAACAAAAUGUGGAAAAAGUCAAGGGGUGUGAAUACUUUCUGAAGGCACAGUAUUUGUUUGAAAUCUAGCACUUGACGGUUUCAUUUAAGAGACAAAUAAUCAUGUUUUGUUGCAAAAUGCUAUAUCCACCUCACUCUGAGAAAAAAGUAUCACUACUAGAUUUAUCACAGUCAAAUGUGACAAAUAAUUACAUAUGUAAUAAAGAACUAUGCAAAUGAUACAUUUGUGACAUCAAUAUUUUCAAAUCUGCCUACUUGAGGCAGGGAUUGCCCUUGCUCAUGGGUCAUACAGGAGUGGUUGGGCCUGGGCAGUGACUUAGCCAUAUGUUCCAGAGACCUUACUGUAUUUCUUAGCCAACAGAGUGGCAGGCCUGCACAUUUCCCUGGAGACCAGCUCAAUGCUGACAGUAAUCCUGAUUCCCUUUCCUUUUCCACAGUCCCACCACAGAAACACAACUAUGUGGGGCAACAAAAACAUAUUUAUAUUUUCCCACUUAAGACAUUGUCAAAUGAUGAGGUUUCUGUCUCUAAUAUGGAGGGUUUGCUUCCCCUUGUGGAUGAUUGGUUUGUUUGACUCAUCAUCUUUCUUUAUUUCAGGCCUACUUGCAUUCAAUGAGCAUCAUCCAUAGAGAUCUUAACUCUCACAACUGCCUGGUGAAACUGGUAGGUGACCUGUUCUGAAUUGUACAUGGCAUGCUAACUCAGAGAUGGAUAGGUAGAGGAGAAUAUAGAGGAGCAGAGAUCCCUUUCAAUUGUCCUGAUUCAUAUACAGAAACACAUACAGAUACUACUCCAGCCUCAUUAUUUCAAAUUAAUCAUAAAGUCAUUGUUUCUCUCUUAUACCAAAGUGUGUUUGGCUCCUAAACUGUUAAAGCUAGAUGUACCUUGGGUACUGUAGGUUAUUGUUUCAGAUGAGCCUGGAGCAUGUUUUGUUGUUGUGACAGGAGUCUGUUACUGAGCCAUGGCAGUCUUGUCGGUACAGGCCAGGGUCAGGUAGAGCUAUGUUCUAUUGUAGCAGCAGAACACAAUUUACAACACGAUGCCCCGUGUAGCUCAGUUGGUAGAGCAUGGCGCUUGCAACGCCAGGGUUGUGGGUUCGUUUCCCACGGGGGGCCAGUAUGAAAAUGUAUGCACUCACUAACUGUAAGUCGCUCUGGAUAAGAGCGUCUGCUAAAUGACUCAAAUGUAACAACAUGUUGUGUAAGUAGUAAGGUACAGGCUUAUAUACAGUGGGGAGAACAAGUAUUUGAUACACUGCCGAUUUUGCAGGUUUUCCUACUUACAAAGCAUGUAGAGGUCUGUAAUUUUUAUCAUAGGUACACUUCAACUGUGAGAGACGGAAUCUAAAAAAAAAAUCCAGAAAAUCACAAUGUAUGAUUUUUAAGUAAUUAAUUUGCAUUUUAUUGCAUGACAUAAGUAUUUGAUCACCUACCAACCAGUAAGAAUUCCGGCUCUCACAGACCUGUUAGUUUUUCUUUAAGAAGCCCUCCUGUUCUCCACUCAUUACCUGUAUUAACUGCACCUGUUUGAACUCGUUACCUGUAUAAAAGACACCUGUCCACACACUCAAUCAAACAGACCCAACCUCUCCACAAUGGCCAAGACCAGAGAGCUGUGUAAGGACAUUAGGGAUAAAAUUGUAGACCUGCACAAGGCUGGGAUGGGCUUACAGGACAAUAGGCAAGCAGCUUGGUGAGUAGGCAACAACUGUUGGCACAAUUAUUAGAAAAUGGAAGAAGUUCAAGGUGACGGUCAAUCACCCUCGGUCUGGGGCUCCAUGCAAGAUCUCACCUCGUGGGGCAUCUAUGAUCAUGAGGAAGGUGAGGGAUCAGCCCAGAACUACACGGCAGGACCUGGUCAAUGACCUGAAGAGAGCUGGGACCACAGUCUCAAAGAAAACCAUUAGUAACACACUAUGGCGUCAUGGAUUAAAAUCCUGCAGCGCACGCAAGGUCCCCCUGCUCAAGCCAGCGCAUGUCCAGGCCCAUCUGAAGUUUGCCAAUGACCAUCUGGAUGAUCCAGAGGAGGAAUGGGAGAAGGUCAUGUGGUCUGAUGAGACAAAAAUAGAACCACUCGCCGUGUUUGGAGGAAGAAGAAGGAUGAGUACAACCCCAAGAACACCAUCCCAACCGUGAAGCAUAGAGGUGGAAAUAUCAUUCUUUGGGGAUGCUUUUCUGCAAAGGGGACAGGACGACUGCACCGUAUUGAGGGGAGGAUGGAUGGGGCCAUGUAUCGCGAGAUCUUGGCCAACAACCUCCUUCCCUCAGUAAGAGCAUUGAAGAUGGGUCGUGGCUGGGUCUUCCAGCAUGACAACGACCCGAAACACACAGCCAGGGCAACUAAGGAGUGGCUCCGUAAGAAGCAUCUCAAGGUCCUGGAGUGGCCUAGCCAGUCUCCAGACCUGAACCCAAUAGAACAUCUUUGGAGGGAGCUGAAAGUCCGUAUUGCCCAGCGACAGCCCCGAAACCUGAAGGAUCUGGAGUAGGUCUGUAUGGAGGAGUGGGCCAAAAUCCCUGCUGCAGUGUGUGCAAACCUGGUCAAGACCUACAGGAAACGUAUGAUCUCUGUAAUUGCAAACAAAGGUUUAUGCACCAAAUAUUAAGUUCUGCUUUUCUGAUGUAUCAAAUACUUAUGUCAUGCAAUAAAAUGCAAAUUAAUUACUUAAAAAUCAUACAAUGUGAUUUUCUGGAUUUUUGUUUUAGAUUCCAUCUCUCAUAGUUGAAGUGUACCUAUGAUAAUAAUUACAGACCUCUACAUGCUUUGUAAGUAGGAAAACCUGCAAAAUUGGCAGUGUAUCAAAUACUUGUUCUCCCCACUGUAGGUCUUCACAGAUCUUUCACUGUAUGGCAACACUCAAUGAGGUGUAUUGAGUUUUGUCUGUUAUUUCCAUUGUAGUGACAUCUGUAUAAUUGUCUCAGUUCAGUGUCAUUAUAUACAGGAAGACAACACUCAUUGUUUACAUUUGAUACACAUUUCUGGUCAUACUGCAUUGUGAUUUUUUAGAUUUGUCAAUGACUUUACAAACAACAAGCAAAAUCCAUUGGGAACAAUCUUAUAUUUUGUUGUUAUUUGACCCAUAUUGAUUGAGGUAUGAACAAAACACCUACCAUUAUUACAUUGCUCUUGACCUCUAACCCCUGACCUCCCUCAGGACAACACAGUGGUGGUGGCAGACUUCGGCCUAUCCCGGCUCAUGGUGGAGGAGAAGGUCAAGCACCCUCCCCCUGAGAAACUGGCCAAUAAGAAGAGAGUGUUCAGGCGCAUUGACCGUAAGAAGCGCUACACUGUGGUGGGGAACCCCUACUGGAUGGCUCCAGAGAUGCUGAACGGUGAGCAGAGCAGGAGGACCCAGCAUGGAGCUGUGGAUCACACGGAUCAUUCACUUCAACACAUCUUUAUUCAUUCUAUGCCGGUCUGUUAAUUAACUUUCCAUUUUGUCAUCCUCAGGUAAACGCUAUGAUGAAAAGGUGGACAUUUUCUCCUUUGGGAUUGUGCUUUGUGAGGUAAGAAUGCAAUUUUAAAGCCUUGCUUUUUAUAUUGACCGUAUUAGGCUAUGAGCUGUAUGUUGAAAUUAUGAAUACAUUUUGUGCUUCAAAGUUAGGCUAAUAUAGCUUCAGUAUCAUUUAAUCAGUUUGAUUUGUCCACAGUGUUAGUCAGAUACUGUAAUCUGGAGUGUGGAUCCAUUCUUAACUCUCUCUGUUGUAGAUUAUUGGGCAGGUGAAUGCCGACCCAGAGUGCCUUCCAAGGACCUAUGACUUUGGCCUCAAUGUAGACAAGUUCAUGGAGAAGUUUCUCCCUGAUGACUGCCCACAAGCUUUCUUCGCAUUGGCUGUGGCUUGUUGUGACCUCAUCCCUGAAAACCGGUGAGUUGAGCCUAUUUUUUAAUACAGUAUCUGAUGAGGGAAGAAACAAGACAGAAGGAGAACACAGUGGGAGAGAAAGCGCAGUGUUUGUAACUGAGCUGAAAGGCCACAUGUGGGAAAGUUCUCCCCCUCCUCCCCAUGAGACGAUAUACAGGCUAUUCUCUGCCCUCUAGAGCCACAAAAGCCAGCGGAAAAACCAAAUACCCCUCAGAUUUAGAUAGCAUCUGUCUCAGCCUGCCUUCCCAGGGACACGCCUUCACAGCCAGAUUGCUCCCUCAUGUUCCCUCAUCCCGACCUGCCUGCCUAGCUAUAUUCCUGGUUGUAACCUCUAACCCCCCUGUGUCUCCCCCCCUCCCCAGGCCUGCCUUCCAGAAGCUGGAGGACUGUUUCGAGGCCCUGUGCCUCAACCAGGAGAUGGGCAUCCCUCUGCCAGCCGAAUUGGAAGAGCUGCACCAGAGACUGUGUCAACUCCACCCCCCUAAAGACAGCUCCUCUCCAUCCCAGUCCACACCCCCAACGCCAGCACCUCCUGAGGAGCCCAGCCUGGCUGACAACAGCACC
This is a messenger RNA of Coregonus sp. 'balchen', 29666 nucleotides long. Lineage: Eukaryota; Metazoa; Chordata; Actinopteri; Salmoniformes; Salmonidae. The record is from the annotation of a GenBank genome assembly.